Daldinia childiae is the source of this 1236-nucleotide messenger RNA. Its product is annotated as Serine/threonine-protein phosphatase 6 regulatory ankyrin repeat subunit C. The coding region runs from base 1 to 1236 and encodes 411 amino acids. Gene Ontology annotation, molecular function: protein binding. Lineage: Eukaryota; Fungi; Ascomycota; Sordariomycetes; Xylariales; Hypoxylaceae. Gene Ontology annotation, cellular component: cytoplasm; nucleus. The record is from RefSeq and is a predicted model, not a curated record. The transcript has a single exon.
AUGAUGGCUAGAUAUUUAAUGGACUUCAAAGGCCCAGACAAUAGACAGCAGGUCAUCCUACGAGAAGUCAUUGCACUUGAUGACGAAAGUGUGUAUGAUUCCUGGCCAGUUCAUGAGGCUAUACGAACCGGCGGUGAUUUAAUCGAGGCUUUAAAGGAAUCACCGGAAGAUAUCAAUAUACUUGAUCACGCUGGAAACACCCCUCUACAUCUUGCCGUGUUAAACUACGACGAUGCGGCGAUGCAAAUUUUAAUAUCCCAUGGUGCAAACAUGAAUUCUGUUGAUAUAUUCAGCGAUACACCGUUGAUAUCAGCAGCAAGAUAUUUAAAAUACGAUCAAGUUCGGGCUUUGAUCGAUAGCGGGUGUGAUAUAAAUUUGGUUGAUGAUUUUCAUCAAUCGGCUCUCUACUAUGCGAUAGCAUCUUCAUCAAAAGGAUCAGCAAAUCUUGCCAGUAUUCUCCUAUAUCACGGUGCUAGCACUUUUAAUUAUGAGGGGAAUGCAUUGCACUGGCUUGCGGUGAUUCAUGACGCGGCUGAUAUGGAGGAGAAGUUUAAUCUGCUUAUCAGUGCUGGGGUAAACGUCGAAGAGAAAAAUAUUUAUCACCGUACAGUUCUGAUGGAGGCGUUUUAUUAUAGAAACGGACAUAUGCUUCGCUUACUAGUUGGUGCUGGCUAUAGGUUCGAUGAAUUCCAAAGUAACGAGAACGCCUUGAUACAAGCUGCGUGGGAUGGUUAUGCAGAAAGUAUCGACAUCCUGGAACAAACCGAGUUCACAGCAGACGUGCGUAUGCAGGAUGAAGAUGGAUGGACACCGUUAGAAAUAUUUGAAUUGAGGAUGAGAGCUGAUCCGGUGAAAUAUGCAAUCCACCCUCUUCUAGAAGGCGAUAUCGAAUCAUUUUGGAAGUUGCUCCAGGGUGUCAGGGACCGCUACCUAACCGCCGAGAUUCAGACCUUGAAAAAGGUCAUCACGCAUAUCGAGGCCGAGGAAACUGAACUUGCGCGCGAGACUCUCCAAUCCGUUAUACAGGAAAAGAUAGGUUGGAAUAUUCCAGCUGAGUACAGGACCUUCCGAGCCAUCGACGUCCAGAUAAAGGAGGGGAUGACAGAGGCUGCUAUUGAAUCUCUGGAGGAAUUCAUUGAGGUUUCUGAGGAGAGGAUUGGCUCGCACCCUAAAGACAAUGACUAUUUCUACGAACCUGUUGAUGAAGAGGGACUAGUGAUCCAAGACGCGUACUAG